UCAGCUGAUCGCAGCAUGGCGACCUGUAGUACGUACGGCUCGUGGAAGUCUCCCAUCUCCAGCGCUCUGGUGGCGGAGAGCGGCAUCCGUCUGUCAGACGUACGGGUGGACAAGUCUGGGAAACACCCAGGUAAAUCAUCUUCGCAUUCUACAAGGGUGUACUGGUCGGAGCUGCGUCCAGCUGAAGGUGGUCGGUAUGUCGUGUGCUCGAAGGACGGCGACUCUCAGCCCACAGAGUGGACACCAGAGGGCUUCAACGCACGCACCCUGGUACACGAGUACGGCGGAGGAGCCAUGUUUGUACACGGUGGAGUGGUGUACUUCUCCAACUUCACGGACCAACGUCUGUACAGACAGACUUCUCCUGAUGCUGCUCCCGAGCCCAUCACUCCUGCUGACUCAGGCUGGAGGUUUGCAGAUGGAGAGUUCUGUGAGAAGCUGAACAUCAUCACAGCAGUACGUGAGGACCAUGGUGUUGUGAAGAGGGGCGAGGCCAAGGAAGCAGUCAACACUGUAGUGGCCAUUCACCCUGACACACAGGAGCAGUUUGUGUUGGCCUCAGGGUCAGACUUCUAUGCCUCACCUCGUGUCUCUCCUGAUGGCAAGAAGAUAUGCUGGACCCAGUGGAACCAUCCCAACAUGCCUUGGGACUCCACUGAGAUUUGGCAGGCUGACAUAAAACCUGAUGCGAGAGGUGUCAUGGAAGCACACAAGGUGUGUGGUGGAGAUGAUAUCAGCGUCAUGUAUCCACGAUGGUCUCCCAGUGGAGACCUGUACUACAUCAGCGAUGUCUCUGAUUGGUGGAACCUGUAUCAUGUGACCCCAUCGGGUGACCAUGUUGCCAUAGCACCCCAGGAGAAGGAGAUUGGAGGUCCACACUGGCAGUUUGGAAACACCCCUUAUGACUUUGAUGCUGACAAAGGAGUGAUCAUUACUUCCUAUGGCAUGGAACUUGGCUUCUAUGAGAUGGGGAGUGGGAAAUACCAAAAGAAUUUGGAGACUGGGUUCAAAACCCAUGGCUGUCUGGUGAUGGGUGGGAAGGGAUGUGCCUACUGCAUAGCCAGCAGCCCAACACGGUUCCCCUGUGUCAUCAGGGUCAACUAUGCCACAUCUAAGACUGACAUCAUGAAAAAUUCGAAGGAGGUCCCUGUGGACACAGGGUACGUGAGCGUUCCAGAGCAGAUUACAUUUCCUACUGAGGGGGGAGAUGUGGCACAUGCCUACUUCUACCCACCCAACAACAAGGACUUCACAGCACCAGAGGGAACCCUCCCCCCGCUGCUGGUGCGAGCACAUGGAGGUCCGACAUCCGCCUGUUCCAGCACGCUGGACCUCAAGAUACAGUACUUCACCAGUCGUGGGGUGGGGUUGCUGGAUGUCAACUACAGGGGCAGCACAGGCUAUGGCAAGAUAUACAGGAACAAGCUCAGAAAGAACUGGGGUAUACAUGAUGUGCAUGACUGUUGCCAUGGAGCCCUGUAUCUGGCAGACAAGGGCAGGGUGGACAAAAAGAGACUGGCUAUUGAUGGAGGGUCAGCAGGAGGCUACACCACAAAUGCAGCCCUGGUCUUCAGGAAUGACUUCCAUGCUGGUGUAAGCCAUUAUGGGGUUGGUGACUUAGAGGCCUUGGCAAAGGAUACUCACAAGUUUGAGAGCAGGUAUUUGGACACGAUUGUUGGUCCAUAUCCUGAUAUGGAGAGCAUAUACAAGGAACGUUCUCCCAUCAACCAUGUGGACCAGCUGAGCUGUCCCAUUGCAUUGUUCCAAGGAGGGGAGGACAAGAUUGUGCCUCCUAACCAGGCAGAGAUGAUGUUUGAAGCAGUCAAGAACAAGGGGCUGCCUUGUGCCUUUGUACUCUUCCCUGAUGAGCAGCAUGGGUUCAGGAAGGCAGAAAACAUCAGGAAGGCUCUGGAUGGAGAGUUCUACUUCCUGGGCAGGGUGUUUGGCUAUGAACCGGCUGACAAGGGUGGAGAGAUUGCAGUUGAGAACAUGGAUUAGCUGCAAAGGAAGUGUGUGCAGCAAACCUCCAAGUGGAAAAUUCCCAAGGCCACAUGAUUCAGAAGAAUUAGAUGUAACUGGAGUCGGAGUGUGACUCCAAUGUAAUGAUGACCCAAGAGGUGCCUGAAUGACUGAUGAUGUAUGUGAUUGUAACAAUGAUCAUAGCUUUUCAACAGUGCACUUGGUAGGGCUUUUAUGAAAUCGUCCACUUGUGUUUGGAGUUACAGAUGAUUUAUUGCAUAUACAUGGAUACAACAUAAAUGUAGAUCUAAACAAAUAUGAGCUGCAGACAAAAUUUACUUGUUUGAAGUAGUCAUUCUACGUCUCUAGUCUUUGAUGGCUAUAGCAGAACAGUGCUCGUCCUAUCUGUAAAGUACAACUCCCUUGUUAUCCUAUUCAGAAACGUGAUGUGCUGCUGCGAGCUGGGGGUGGGGGUGGAGGCUGCUGGUGUCUGGGGGGCUGGGGUGCAUUGGGGUCAAAAGACCUCACCAGCAGGGUCAUUUUGGGGCCAGUUUUCCAGGACAGGCCUGAGGUGUCUAUGACAGAAGCCUCAGCACACACGGUGUGGUUCCCUGGGAAAGGGAAGUGGAGAAGGAACUGCGCACUGAAGUAAUCGUUGUGUGGUUCCACCAGCUCCUGAAGCUCAUUGUUCAGGUUGUCCACUCGGACCUGGAAGAGUACAUGGCAAUGUUGAGUUACACACAAAAAUAUAAUCAACUUUAGUACAUUACUGCCUUACUCCUUACCACUUGAGGUAUUGAAUAAAUGCAACAUGAGACUCUUA
Branchiostoma belcheri (Belcher's lancelet) is the source of this 2782-nucleotide messenger RNA. RefSeq lists its product as uncharacterized. Gene Ontology annotation, molecular function: serine-type peptidase activity. Bases 16 to 1998 code for a protein of 660 amino acids. Lineage: Eukaryota; Metazoa; Chordata; Leptocardii; Amphioxiformes; Branchiostomatidae. The record is from RefSeq and is a predicted model, not a curated record. Gene Ontology annotation, biological process: proteolysis. The transcript is spliced from 13 exons.